UCGUGGCUGCGCUGUCGCGAGGACGGACGAGGAGGUAUCCUUGUAUCCGUCGUCACUCCGGUCCCGCGAGGGCUUCGGUGACAGUUGCGUUCGAUUCCGGCGAGCAAGCGAGAAACGUCAUCGUUCGAUCGAAAGAGGGAGUGAGAUAGAUUGAGAUACAGAGAGAGGAGCAGACGCCAGCCGAGUUCGCCGACGCACGUCGCCCAAGAUGUUUUCCGGCCUGACGAAUCAGGUGUCCACCUGGAUGGGCAAGAAGCCCGAGAACGGGAGCGAGGUGACAUCCGAGGUGCCACCCAAAGCCACCUCCCCGGACACCGAGCCCGGCGCGGAUCUCGAGAAAAAGAACAAUACCAGUCCCAAAGGCAAUAAAUUGGAGAUGUUCGCUGGAGUAAAGAAUCAAAUGUCCGGCUGGUUGAGCGGUGGUAUACCAGGGUUAAGCCGUGGCGCCGGGGCUGCCGAGGGUGAAGCCCCACCGUCAACAGAGACAGAAGAGAGCCAGCCUCAAGAAAGUCAGGCUCCCCCCAGUGAGCAAGUCAAAGAUGACGAUGCAAGCAGUGCAACCGGUGGAGCGGACAGCGGCCCCGCGAGUUUAGAGGGUACUCCGACCGAUGACAAGAAUGGACAACAGGCUUUCGGCGCCGUUUCCACGAAGGCACUGGCAGGUGCGAAGAGUCUCGGCGGGUUCUUGUACAGCGCCGUGAACAAGGCUGGGAAGACCGUGGUGGAGGCCAGCGUGAAAAUCAAGAAGACCGUCGAGGAGAACAGGCUGAUCGCUGAACUUAAUAAGGAACAGGAGGCUUUCAUCGCCAGUAAGCAGACAGGCGAGAAGGUCGAGGCUGUUGCACCGUGGGUUGGCGCGCCGAAUGAGGAUGCGCUGCGUGAGGAGUGCCUGUCCCUUUCGACCGAUCGGCGUAAUUUCGUGAGAGCACCACCACCGGGCGUAGAAUUCACUUGGGACUUUGAAGCCGUUCAGCCGAUGGCACAGGCCACUCUUGCUCUGGACCCGAAUCUAGAAGCUAUGAGGUUCGAGCUUGUCCCGAAAGUUAUAUCCGAGGAGAACUUCUGGCGCAACUACUUCUAUCGGGUGUCCCUGCUACGUCAGGGCUACGAGUUGAACGCGAUGGCCAGUCAACAGCAAGCGGAAAGCAACCCCAAUCAAACGCUCGCCAGUACUGAUAGCAUCGAUCAUACUCAAGUUCAAAUGACCACUGGCCAGACAACCACCACCGGCGUCACGACAGCAAGCAGUAACAGCGCGCUGGCCGAUUCGCCAGGUCACGAGUUCGUAUCCGAUACCAUGAGGGUCUCGGACACAGACCUCGAGGAGGUCCGAGAGGGGAUGAAAAAGCUGGGAAUGCAGCCGCCGAAAGAAGAAGAUUGGGAACGUGAAUUGGAGGCCGAGCUAAAGGAUUACGAGGUUGUAACGGACAGCAAUAGCGGCGUCGGUAGCGGCCAGGAGAGGAGCGUCGCGACGGCCACGAAAGACAUCACGGCCAACGAUAAUGACUGGGAGAAGCAGAUAGACGAGCUGCUCGCCAACGAGGACGACGAGGACCUCAAGUGAGCCGGGGAGAUCCUCUCCGUGACCGGAUAAAAGGUCGCUUCGCAUUGAGAGAUCGCGCGCAAAGAAAUCCGGCGGUGAGAUGCGGCGAGCCGGUUUUCGCAUUGGAACUUUCUCUCUGAUACGGAGAAGCUCGCGAAUUUCUUUUGUACGUGUGCAUUAUCGGUCUUUCGUUGAUCUCCUGAUCCGGGACCGAGGGGAGAAACGAAAGGACGAAGCGAUACCCGAAGCGAAAAUCAAGUCGUCGAUCAACCAUUUCGUUUAGGAGAUCGAUUCGACGGAUGGAUUGAGGCUCGUUUUGUAUAUGCGUAUUAAUUUUUUACGAUAUAAUGUUAUUUUGUAAAGAAAAAUCUGUACAUCGGAUUGCUUUGAA
Pogonomyrmex barbatus (red harvester ant) is the source of this 1934-nucleotide messenger RNA. RefSeq names its product Synapse-associated protein 47kD (gene Sap47). The record is from RefSeq and is a predicted model, not a curated record. Gene Ontology annotation, biological process: regulation of short-term neuronal synaptic plasticity; TORC2 signaling. Gene Ontology annotation, cellular component: nucleus; Golgi apparatus; synapse. Lineage: Eukaryota; Metazoa; Arthropoda; Insecta; Hymenoptera; Formicidae.